Molecule: messenger RNA, 6611 nt
Organism: Xenopus laevis (African clawed frog)
Lineage: Eukaryota; Metazoa; Chordata; Amphibia; Anura; Pipidae
Gene: camsap1.S
Product: calmodulin regulated spectrin associated protein 1 S homeolog
Exons: 19
Coding region: 254-5017 (1587 amino acids)
Biological process (GO): neuron projection development; negative regulation of microtubule depolymerization; cytoplasmic microtubule organization
Cellular component (GO): cytoskeleton; microtubule minus-end
Molecular function (GO): microtubule binding; spectrin binding; microtubule minus-end binding
Source: RefSeq, a predicted model, not a curated record
UGGCCCUCUACCCAGCACGGAAGGGUGGCCCUCUACCCAGCACGGACUGUGACAGGAGCUGCCGCUAAGGGGGAGGAAGAGCCCCGGUGACAGGAGGGAGGGGUCUCCGGCUCCUCCCCGCUCUGCCCCUGGCGGCCCUGCCGGCUCGGUGUGUGUGUGUGUUUGGGAGCAGCCGGUUGUCAUGAAGGCCACCCCGGCCGCCCCUGUAUUGAUUUGAUCCUCACCGGCACCUGUCCAUUCAUUCCCCGGAGAGAUGGUGGACAUUGGCCUUAGCGCCUCCGGUGACAGCACCAGAAGAAAAAUGGAGGCCUUCGCAGACUGUGCUGUGGAAGUUGUGCCACUUGAUCUGUACGACUCCUUCAGGGCUAAGAUUGCUGCUAAUUUACAAUGGAUUUGUGCUAAAGCCUAUGGAAUAGAUAAUGUCCCAGAGGAGCUGAAGGACCCUUUCUAUACAGAUCAGUAUGAACAGGAGCACAUUAAGCCACCUGUCAUCAAGCUGCUUCUCUCCAGCGAGCUUUACUGUCGGGUCUGCAGCCUCAUUUUGAAAGGGGAUCAGGUGGCCGCCUUGCAGGGUCACCAGCCCGUCAUUCAGGCUUUAUCUCGGAAAGGGAUUUACAUCAUGGAGAGCGAUGAUGCACCUGUGUCCGAAUCCGACCUCAGCUGCUGUCCAAUCAAAAUGAGUGCCCACAUGUCUAUGAUCGAUGCCCUUAUGAUGGCGUACACAGUGGAGAUGAUCAGUAUUGAGAAAGUGGUCGCUAGCGUCAAGCGCUUUUCUACAUUUAGUGCCUCAAAGGAGCUGCCGUAUGAUCUGGAAGACGCUAUGGUUUUUUGGAUUAAUAAGGUGAAUCUAAAAAUGAGGGAAAUUUUGGAGCGAGAACAAAGGAUAAAACAACAAGUUAUAGAAAGUCCAAGCCAUCCAAAGUCUCCUUCAAAAUGGUAUUGGAAAUUAGUACCUGUACGUUACCGGAGAGACCAUCCCUCAAGCAGGCAUCUGCCUUACUUUCCUAUACUUGAAGAUCUAACGAAGGACAUUAGCGACGGGGCGGCACUUCUCGCGGUGAUACACUUCUACUGCCCUGAGCAGAUGAAACUGGACGAUAUCUGCUUGAAGGAAGUUACGUCAAUGGGCGACAGUGUGUACAAUAUUCAGCUCCUUAAAGAGUUUUCUAAUGAAUAUUUAAACAAAUGUUUCUAUUUAACCUUGGAAGACAUGCUGUACACCCCGUUAGUUCUGAAGCCCAACAUCAUGGUUUUUAUAGCAGAGCUUUUCUGGUGGUUUGAAAAUGUAAAGCCUGAAUUUGUUCACCCCAGAGACACGCAAGAGCUGAAAGAAGCUAAAAUCGUGAUGCAUCCAAAAACCAGUCGGCCCCAAGUUCCAAUUUCUAAUGCAACAAAGCGCAGCUUUCUAGCUAGCCCGGGCAGCACAACUGAUUCUCAGGCAACGGCUGCAUCCGAAUCUUGCAGCAGUAAUUAUCUACAGGCUGAGGAUGCAGAGAAUGGAAAGGGAUGUGCAGUCUUCAGCCCAUCACACCCAUUAUUGCCUUUGAGACAAAAGCAGCAGAAGUCUGUCAAGCCAGAAGAGAGUUUAAAUCACCGAGAUCAGGCAAACUCACUGACACGGGCUGAUGGACAGCCUAUGGCCUCCAUUAUUGCCUGGAAAGAGAAAAAGCCAAGACCCCUUUCCCAGACGUUUGCCCUCCACCAUGCAGCAGAUGAUGUAGAGUCAACAUCCGGGGAUAGCAUUAGCCUUGCUAGAUCUAUCAGCAAGGACAGCCUUGCCUCAAACAUUGUCAACCCAACUCCAAAGCAUCAGUCCUAUCCCACACCUAUAAAGGUUUUACCCAAGAGCCUACUGGGUAAUGUUGAUAUCGAAGACGAUGAGGAAGAACUUGUUGCAUUUAUCAGGUCAGAUGACGCAUCGUGUCCAGGAGACCUUGAGCUGCAGAGUGUUUCCUCCAGGGCAUCAAGUCAAAUGAGCACAUCAAGGUUGAGAAGGCCGGCAGAUUUAGAGAGCAAGCCAGACAGUUUCUUCUUAGAACCACUAAUGCCGGCAGUGUUAAAACCGGCAAAAGAAAAACACAUGGUUCCCAAAAGUGAAGAGUAUGGGGAAGGAAAACAAAAAGGGUUUUCUUCAAAAAGGCAAAACGAAGGGAACCAAUCAUUUUCACGAAAGAAAAUAAUCAACAAUCACACUGGACAUGACUUGAAUAGGACUUUUACUCCACUUUCUAGUUUGGAGUCUGACCCUUUAAGGACAGAUCCUGUACAGCUUUCUAUAGAGAGUGGGAAUGGUAACUUCAGGCCUCUUGCUACUAGUAGUGUGGAGCCAAGUGAGCAUGGUGGGGGAUUCUUUCUUCAUGAUCUUAAUGCUGAUGAUGAUGUUGAGGACAAGCCCAGUGCGGGCAAUUUAAUAAUGGAGGACCCUCAUAAGCCAGACACCACAUGGACAGUAUUAAGACCAGGUUCUGAAAAUUUAGAUGUAGGCGGAUGUGAAGAAGUUGCUGUUUCCCGCCCAGUCGGUAAAUACAUAGGCGAGGAAGAGUCUGUUAAGUUGCAAGAAGAUCUGAAGCUUAAAGAGCAUGAUGACAAAGACGAUGCAAGCGGACGUUCCAGCCCAUGCUUAAGUACCAUUUCCCAAAUCAGUAGUGCGUCCAUGGCUAGUGGGAGCAUGCGAAUGACUAGCUUUGCAGAACGCAAAUUUCAAAAGCUUAAUAGCUAUGAAACCAAGUCUAGUACUAGCAGCUCCCAGAAGACGACUCCUGAUGGAUCAGAGUGCUGCCCUCCUCCACUAACGACCUGGAAACAGAGGAGAGAACAAAGCCCUGGGAGGCAAAACAGAGAUCAUGCCAACGUGUUGGCUUCGGAGCUAGUCCAGCUUCACAUGCAGCUAGAAGAGAAGAGGCGGGUGAUAGAGGCUCAGAAGAAAAAAAUGGAGUCUCUAUCUGCCAGGCAACGCUUAAAAUUGGGUAAGGCAGCCUUCCUGCAUGUUGUGAAAAAAGGAAAACCAGAAACUGUAGCUCAGCCCGUGAAACCAGAGCACGGCUUUAGGGAUUACACUAAGCGGACACCCGAGGAUAUAGAUACUGUUUCUGUAAACGCUAAAGUGGAGCAAUACUUGGAGUCCAUAGACCCUGGAAUUGUGAGCAGCGAAGUUCAAGAAGCCUUCACAGACCCCAAACUGAAAGACCCAGCCUUGUUAGAAGCAGAUAUAUGCAAUUUAAUGGCAGAUGCCAAUCCGGAGGAUAUAGACUCUGAAAUUGAUGUCAAUGAGUGUGAUCUUUCUAUUGAAAAGCUGAAUGAAACCAUCAGCACGCUGCAGCAGGCGAUAAUGAAAAUAUCCCAGCAACAAGAGAUGCUAAUGAAGGCGCCCUCCAUGGCUGUCCCUCCUCUCCCCAGCAGUUCCCAAGACCAUAAACUAAAGCCUUCGGUGCAGUUUGUUGAACCUAUAUCGCCGCCAGGCAUGCCAAUUGUUCGUAAAACAACACGUUUCGGUCAGGGUCGUAAUGCUCGGUCAUUGCGAGUAACUGAGCAGAAAUUGGCAAAGGAAAAAAUGCAGAGUUCUUCCCGUGUGAUAACCCCAACCAACAGCAUAGAAACAGUACCCCAUUUAAAAUCUGUGCAACCCCUAAAAUCCCCCAGUGUACCCACUGAAGAAUCCCCAGUAGAAGUUGUGCCAGAACAAGGAAGUGCUUCCCAGGAUAAACCAACAACAGGGGGGUUUAGACUCCACAAUGACAAUAGUCAAAGGACAUUUGUUCUGUCCACUUCCAAAGAUGCCAAUAUUAUCUCUGAGCAGAUGCACCGAGAGGUUAUUAGCAGUUCGAGAGUCGCUGGAGUAAGUACGUCAGAAAGCUCAGGGAAAGAAAAUGUUCCAGUCGAUGAGCGGCAUAAAAGCAGCCUUAUCGAGGUGGAUCUCUCAGAUCUUAAAGAACCUGAUGAAGGAGAAGAAGAGUCUGAUCACCCUGAAAAAACCAAGGACAUCAUAAGCGAUGACCAGAAGUCGGGUGUGGGAUUUUUCUUCAAGGAUGAACAGAAAGCUGAAGACGAGCUGGCAAAGAAACGCGCAGCCUUUCUGAUGAAGCAGCAGCGUAAGGCUGAAGAGGCACGGCUCAGAAAGCAGCAGCUAGAGGCUGAGGUUGAACAGAAACGUGACGAUGCUCGUCGCAAAGCUGAAGAAGACCGAAUACGGAAGGAUGAAGAGAAGGCCCGGAGAGAGCUCAUCAAGCAGGAGUAUCUCAGAAGGAAGCAAGAACAGAUUCUGGAAGAACAGGGGCUUGGCAGGCCAAAGCCUAAACCGAAAUCCAAGAAGACUCGCCCCAAAUCUGUCCAUCGAGAAGAAUCCUACAGUGACUCCGGAACAAAAUAUUCCUCUACGCCUGAUAAUUUAAGCAGCGCUCAGUCUGGAUCAAGCUUGUCUUUGGCCUCAGGUGCUACCACAGAAGCUGAGAGUGUGCACUCAGGAGGGACCCCUUCACACAGAGUUGACUGUGUGGAUGCUCCAUCAGGAAUGGGCAGGCACCAGAGCAGGAAUGCAGAACGAGACUGGGAGAAUGCAUCAACUGCAUCUUCUAUUGCAUCUGUAGCAGAAUAUUCAGGUCCCAAACUUUAUAAAGAGCCAAGCAGCAAGUCUAAUAAACCGCUUAUUCACAAUGCUAUAUCCCAUUGCUGCCUCGCGGGAAAGGUGAAUGAGGCAAUAAAAAAUUCAACUUUGGAUGAGCUAGAGAAGUGCGACUCCAACCACUACAUUAUCCUUUUCCGCGACGCCGGCUGCCAGUUCAGAGCACUUUAUUCCUACUAUCCAGAAACCGAAGAGAUCUGUAAACUGACAGGGACGGGCCCGAAGAACAUCACCAAGAAGAUGAUCGAUAAACUUUACAAAUACAGCUCGGACAGAAAACAGUUUACUGUGAUCCCGGCCAAAACCAUGUCGGCCAGCGUGGACGCGCUGACUAUCCAUAACCAUUUGUGGCAAGCCAAAAGGCCCGCCUUGCCAAAGAAAAAUUCCUUGGGCAAGUAACACCUGCUGGGCAGAUGUAGCUCUGGUUUAGAGAGCAAAACGUUUACUUUAUUUUCACCCGUGGAUACAAAUUCUACUGCACUUUGAAUGUUAUUUUUUUUUUUCCCCCACAAGGGAAUUUUAAGGAGACGGUUAUUGCUAAAUCCCACUUGCUGUUACAGACCUUUCCAGCACCAAACUGAAGGAAAGCAAAAAUCAGUGUUUAUCCCUCUUGUUUUUCGUUUGUCGCUGCCUCCUGGGUUAUUUUUACUCCACGAAUGAAUGGGUAAUUCUGUGCUGUGAAUGUCAACAUGGACAAUUUACUCCAUAAACGGAAGACAUUGCACGCAGCAAGCGUCGCCAUCCAGUGGAUUUACUUUUACUUGAAGUGCCCGGGCAUCUCCCGUCGGAAACAAAAAUGGAAUAGUCACUGCUGGGUUUCAGUCUGUAGGAGAUUUACACAGCAACAUUGGCACUACAAUAAGCUCCUUUAUAUUUUAGACUUUAGGAUUUAAACCAGGAAUUAAACAGUACACGCAUUUCUUUCUUUUUUUUCUUUAGUGCAGUGAUGCUUCAUUUCCGAUUCAUUGUCCUGAGAAAUUGUGUGCUAUAGAAGUAGCGGAGUGUGGGGGGGGGGAGUCCACAAUACGCACGGUUCAUCUGUCUGUAAACAUGGCGGUGCACUUAAUAUAUAAAAUCACUGUCCUUUUUAAUGGUUUUAUGACGUCUUCAUAUGUUUAUUUUAUCUUCGUUGCUGUAUCGUACGUGCCCUGACGCACAUGGGGCAAGCCGUGAGAGAGCAUGUGUGCCAAGAUUUUUAUUUUGGGUUGACUUAUUUAUUCUGAAACAAAAUUAUGAUUCUUAUUUUUUUUUUUUGAUUGAUCUCAUUAAAAUACAAGUAUGAUUUUGCAAUCGAAUAUGGAGUUUUGUUUUCAAAUUCCAGGAAGUUUUUUGGGCACGGUCUAUGCCGAACUGAUCUGUUUUAGCUCUGUUUUUUUGAGAUAGCACUGACACAAAAAAAUGGUUCCAAAUCAUGAAAACACUAAUUGCUAUUUUGAUGUUUUUAAUGCACUUUGAUUUGUUUUUCUUGUUGUUGUUGUUCCGUUGAGCUAUGCCGUUUUUGUUACAGCUCAGACAAAAAUUGGCAACCGACAAUUCACAUUUGCACAUUUUUAUUUGUUGUCGAUUAUUACUUGAAAUAAGGAGUUGGUACAGACGGGAAGCGCUCAUGUUUCAUUUAAAACAGAAUCCAGCGAAUGCUCUUGUGCCCUUAAGCUCUUCAUGUAUAAAAUGUGUGGAAACGUAGGCUGAUCAUGGGGUCUUCCAUCGCUGUUCCAUCAACAGAACCUCCAAUAAUAAUACCCUACCAUAUUGAUCUUUAGAUUGCUGCAUUCGUGUGUAUAUUUGUUUGUCACUAGUUUUAUGUAAAUAACAAAAAAAAAAAAGAAGCUUUAUAAUUCUGAAGUGCUAAAGAGGCUAAUACCACAUUCGAUUUUUCUGCUAAAAUGCUUUUUUUCCCCCUCCACCCUUGUGCUCCCUCCCCAAAUGGCGGAAAUGAUGUUCCAUAUUUAUUUUAUGAAAGCACUGAACUGAAAUAAAAUGUAACUGUAUUCUU